Molecule: messenger RNA, 1001 nt
Organism: Ceratotherium simum simum (southern white rhinoceros)
Lineage: Eukaryota; Metazoa; Chordata; Mammalia; Perissodactyla; Rhinocerotidae
Source: RefSeq, a predicted model, not a curated record
GCCCUGGGACGCGACAGCUGAGGGCGCAGCCACAGCCUCAGCCGCCUCCGAGCGGUAGGAGGGAGCAGCCAGCCGCGGCGCCCUGGCGGGCCACUUUCCCGAGACCCUGCUCCUCUCGCCCGGCGGAGAUCUUUCUCCGCGCCCUCCCGGUACCCCUGGUCCAAAGCUCUCGCAACGAUAUGGAAGAAUUUUUGCAACGCGCCAAGUCUAAACUGAAUCGAAGCAAACGCUUGGAGAAGGUCCAUGUGGUUAUAGGACACAAAUCGUGUGACUUGGAUUCUCUCAUUUCUGCCUUCUCAUAUGCUUACUUUCUAGACAAGGUCAGUCCCCCUGGGGUUCUCUGUUUGCCCGUGCUGAACAUACCAAGAACUGAAUUCAACUACUUCACUGAGACAAGGUUUAUUUUAGAAGAGCUGAAUAUCUCUGAAUCAUUCCAUAUAUUCCGAGAUGAAAUUAAUCUGCAUCAGCUAAAUGAUGAAGGGAAGCUAUCUAUAACGCUUGUUGGCAGCAACGUGCUGGCAAGUGAGGACAAAAUUUUAGAAUCAGCAGUCGUCAAAGUCAUUAAUCCGCUUGAGCAGAGUGAUGGUGGGCUUGAGUUCCGAGAGUCUUCCUCCUCCCUCGUGGUGAAAGAGAUACUCCAGGAGGCUCCUGAGCUCAUCACGGAGCAGCUGGCUCAUCUCCUCAGAGGUAGCAUCCUUUUCAAGUGGAUGACCAUGGAAUCCGAGAAAAUCUCAGAGAAGCAGGAGGAAAUUCUAUCUAUCCUGGAAGAAAAAUUUCCUAGCUUGCCACCAAGAAAGGAAAUUAUCAACGUCCUGCAGGAGACCCAAUUCAGUGCUCAGGGUUUAAGUAUUGAACAGACAAUGCUAAAGGAUCUAAAAGAACUGUCAGAUGGAGAAAUAAAAGUGGCCAUUAGUAACGUGAACAUGACCUUUGAGUUGAUUGACAUCAUAAUUCAGUUCAUAGAUCCGUAUGAGUACCAGGAGGCAGAGUGUGAUCACUAA